AUGGCUUCUCGAGAUACAGCUUUACAGAGCUCAAUUGCCUUUCUUCAAAUGCAAAAACAUGCCAGUUUAAAGAGAUCCACCUCGAUGAGCGAAGAUGUGUUCCGAAUUUAUCGUCAGACAGGCCGACGAAUUGCUCUGAUUCAGCAACAAGUGGAGAGGGAGCGAUGCUCUUACUUAAAGGAGUCCUACACCGAGAAAAACCAACUGUAUAAAGAACUAGCGCAUAUUUUCCAUUCCAGAAAGGCGAUAAUGGCCCAACAAGGAAUAGAUGUUUUAUCCUCGACACCCGCUCCACAAAAGAAACAUUCACAAGCUAGUUUUGGGGAGAAAUCUAUGGAGGCAGUUCAUGGCUACGCUCACAAAUGCAAGUCUGUGAAGGAACUUCGUUCUAUUAAUGUUAAUGUAUUGAAAAGAUGCGAAUGUUGUCGCCGCAGGGCAUUUCGAGCUAUCGAAGAAAAUGAUGACGACGAAGAUGUUUUUGAUGAGGAAGCUUUCCGAUACGAGAGUCAGUUACAAACACUAGAUUCCGAGUCAAGCGACACGGCGAAAACCAAAGCUGGCAGAAAGAUAAGCCAGAGAUCUAGGUCUUCAAACGUAAAGAAUGAACGCAUAGUGGGUAAAAGGAAGACUGCCCUGGUGCAAUUUAGUAGGUACGACGAUAUUCGAAUGCCAUCCGCCACUCAGAGAGUUCAGGCAGGAAUAUGGGCUUUGAAAAAGCAGAAUAGUCGGCCUAAUAAUCAGAGGAAACAAAGUAAGACUGUGCGUUUUAGAGGAAAUGAUUCGACGGUGGAAAGUCCUUCGGUUGAAAGGAAGACUUCAUCUGAUACUCCUGCUUCGACUACAAGACCAGCCCUUCAAUCUCGAGCAAGUAUAAAAGUGGCAAGUCAGAAUAGAAAAGCAGACAAACUACACCUUGAUGGUCACGCGUGGUCCACCCAUGUUCAAGACAUCCAUGAGAAAAAGAUCAACAAUAACAAUGCAAUUACCGGCUUGUCGAAGGCUUAUUACGCGUUUAGAAAGCUCCUUAACAAGAUGGAGGAAGAGCAUCAGGCACAAGGAGCGAAAGAGAAGGAAAUGAGGCCCGAAAGUCGAAUGGAAUUACCAGGCAGUCGACCUGCUUCGAACAUGUCGAGGAGCGAUUCAAGAUGGGUGCCUUUGCGUCGAAGUUCGGACACGCUUUCUGUUCGUUUGAACACCUGGACAACGGGAAAUCUCGAGCCCACCUCCAGGAACAGCUUCGAGGAAAAUUGCGUGGAGGAACUGGAAAAAGAAGACGAGAGUUUGAACAUUGGAGAGGAUGAGAAAGAUGAUAGUUCCUUACAUGAGGUGUACAUUCUUCAAAAACGUUAGCUGGUAAAUGAAAAAAUUGGAACAGAGACUUAAAUUAUAACUGGAUACCGGUCAAGGGACACUUACGAAACGUGAAACGCAUUUGACACUCCUGAUCAUCGA
Molecule: messenger RNA, 1452 nt
Organism: Stylophora pistillata
Lineage: Eukaryota; Metazoa; Cnidaria; Anthozoa; Scleractinia; Pocilloporidae
Source: RefSeq, a predicted model, not a curated record